Molecule: messenger RNA, 1105 nt
Organism: Panicum virgatum (switchgrass)
Lineage: Eukaryota; Viridiplantae; Streptophyta; Magnoliopsida; Poales; Poaceae
Exons: 4
Coding region: 412-792 (126 amino acids)
Source: RefSeq, a predicted model, not a curated record
CGACUCCGCCUCGGCGCGUCCGCGCCCCCGCCCCCGCCCAUCGCCGCGCGGCUGCGCGGGCGCUGCGAGUCCUCUACGCCCUCCCUUCUUCCCUCCUAGCCCCGCCUACUCGCUCGAUUCCAUCAGCACUGGCUCGUCGAUUGCUUCGCUCGCCCUCAUCCUCCCCACGUGUUCGCACGCCGCAUUGAAGGUUGGAGAUGGGGAGGGCGACGCGGCGGUUUCCGCCUCCCCCACGGCUGCGGGGAAGAAGGCCUGUGAGUGGGCGUCCCUAGCGACCAGAUCCUUCUUCGUCGCUGCGUUGCGCCUGCUCCAGGCCGGCGCGCUGCUCGUCGCCUUUGCCGCGCCACGCGGUUGGAGGUAGCCCUCCGGCUGGGGAGGUGUGGCUCGCCAUCGCUGUAUUCAAGUUCAUCAAUGCCGCGCCGCCUACACGCAGAUGCGAAAUUGCAGCAUGUAUGUUUUACAUCUGAAAGUUCUGAGCUUGUGGCGGUGUGUCCGAUUUUGGAAUCAAGCCGUGUCUGUUCUUGCUUGCUGUCGCAGGGCUUCCUCACAGAGGGAUUGCAGAAGACACCGGCUGGGCUACAACAAGAGCAGUUUGGUGAAGAGGAAAAAAUGGAGUGUUGGACUAGUAACCUUUUGAAGAUAGAAUUUGAUACAAAAGGGCAGCAAAUUGAUAGUUGUGGGACCCUUGUAGCAGGUGUGGUUUUGUCAUCUCAUCUCUUGAUCAGGUACAAAAAUACAAUGGGAUGGAGCUACCAGAAAGUGUCAUCUUGCUUUAGUUCAACUUCAAGGUGAACUUUAGUUGACCUUUAGUUUACAUGCCUAAAAGUUAUACCGAGCUAAUUUACAAGUUCACAUAACUAACUGGUGAGUCAUAUACAUAAGGAGAUAGAAUUUGAAGCAAUCUGUCAUAUGAAGUUCUUUCUUUUUCUGAAAAGAAGUAUAUUUAGUGCAGUACUCAUUUGUUCAUUUUGUUGCAAUAGCUCAAUGGAUGUCAAUCUGAUGUGUAUGUACUACAAUUUUUGUAGACAUGUAUAUUGAACUAUCAGACAAAUUAGUUUUGAUGGAUCUAAGAAAUUGUAAUUUUGGGUGCAGAUGUUCAUGUGAA